AUGGGUGUAUGCGCUGCUUUCACCACCGCUGCUGCCAACGUGAAGACCGUCGCUGUGAAGACCGCCGCUGUGAAGACCCUCGCUGUGAAGAGCGCUGCUGUCAUGCGCCCUACUGGUGUGGAGAUUGUUUCUGUGAAGACCCUUGCUGUGAAAGCCCGCGGUUUCAGCAGGAAGGGAAUGCAUGUAUCUGCAGCUGCACCAGCCAAGGCUGCUGCUGUAAGAAGCGUUGCUUUUAAGCCUGCAGCUAUAGCGGCUAAAAGAGCGGCAGGCAAGGCCACACGUGUGACGCCGGCAGGUGCUGUGAAGAGCGCUGCAGUGAAGAUCGUUAAGCCUGCAGCUGCCGCAGCUAAAGCAACGCCAACCAAGGCCACAUGUCUAACGCCAGCAACUGCUAAGAGUGUUGCUGCAAAGAGCAGUCCAGUGGGGUCGGUACCAACAAAGGCAGCAGGAGAGAAGGUAAGGGAGCAGAGCAAUGGGAGGGCAGCACACACGGCGGUGCGUGCAACAACAGGAAAGGCUACGUUGGGAGGGGUGAAGGCAGCAGGAGGACGAGCAGCAGGCGCGCCACACAGCACUCGCAACCCGGCUGCUCCAGCAGCAAUGGCGGCCACUCGCAUUCCCAAGCCACGCCCCGCUGCACCUAGUGGCAUUCCCAAGCCACACAGCAAGGCACCCAAGGGAAGCAGAGAACGGGUGUUGUGGGAGAGGUGGAGGAAUGUGGUCAGCUGGAGGGCGGCCUGUGGGGAGGCUGGUGACUGA
Closterium sp. Naga37s-1 is the source of this 759-nucleotide messenger RNA. The record is from the annotation of a GenBank genome assembly. Lineage: Eukaryota; Viridiplantae; Streptophyta; Zygnematophyceae; Desmidiales; Closteriaceae.